Molecule: messenger RNA, 6542 nt
Organism: Priapulus caudatus
Lineage: Eukaryota; Metazoa; Priapulida; Priapulimorpha; Priapulimorphida; Priapulidae
Product: YLP motif-containing protein 1-like
Exons: 19
Coding region: 177-5327 (1716 amino acids)
Biological process (GO): regulation of telomere maintenance
Cellular component (GO): nucleus
Source: RefSeq, a predicted model, not a curated record
UACAUCCUAUGUAAAAGUGUGACAGAUUUUAGCGAGACAAGAGUUUAUUGCGUAUUAUGGUUUAAUAUGUGCGGUUGUGUUCCAUAUUUGAAUUUAUAUGACCUCAAAGUGUCCUAAAUUAUUGAGUUAUAAGACAACAAUUUAGUUAUUAGUUGGAAGUCAUUAUUAGUGCAGAAAUGUUUCCAAAUCAAUGGGGUAUACGGCAAGGGCAAGGAUUAAUGUCAGGUUUUCAGGGAAUGAAUCCCAUGAUGCAGCAGACAAUGCUGUCACAAAACAAAAUGCAAGGCAACUGGAACCAGGUGCAUCAGGAACCUAUUCACUGGAGUAUGCAGCAGCAACAGCAAAUGCAGCAGCAGCAACAACAACAACAUCAGCUCCAGCAACAGCAACAACAGCAGCUGCAGCUGCAGCAGCAACAACAACUGCAUCAGCAGCGCAUGAUGCAGCAGAAUCAGCAAUCCCGAAGGCAAAUGAUGGGCAUAAAUCAGAUGAAGCCUAACAUGCCACAGCACAAUGUGGGUGGACAGCGCAUGCCUGGUCCAGGUGGAAUGGAAAUGAUGGGUCAAAUGGGUUCAGAAAAGGCCAUUCUUGGCCCGAGACCAAUAAAUGUCAGUGAAGUUGGUCCAGGCUCAACUGUUGGCAGCAUGCAGCAGAAACGGCUGGACCAAGGUUUGCCUCCAGCAGAGGCACCAAAUACUACUGCUGUUUCCAAGCAAACGACUGAAAAACCAAUUGUUGACAAAGUAGAAGGCAUAAACGUAGAAGAACCUGCAACAGAGGAGAACAAACCUAAAACUGAAGGAGAACCAGAAUUUGUUUCCAAGAAUCCAGUUGAGCAACAGAAGUUGUCUCAGCUACAAGUGAUGGCGACACAGUGGCAGCAAACGAAACCAAUGCGAGACUUUCUCACACAACAGCAGCAGAACAUAAUGCAGAUGCAGGAGGUGCAAUACAGUUGUCCGGCUCAGCAGCAAGCUACAGCUCAAGAUCAGGUUAAUAAUCAAGGAUGUGAAAUUGGAAUGGAGGAAGAAGAGUUUAAUAAACAAUAUAACCAGUGGGAAAAACAGUUUGAAGAGUGGAAAGAACAGAACAAGGAUCACCCAGAUAAGAAUCUCUUCAAGCAGUACGAGCAGCAGUGGCUGCAAUGGAAAGAGCAGAUGAAUGUUGAGCGGGAGAAACUGAAAGAGAAGCACCAGAAGCAGAAUGAAGCUAAGCGAAUCCAACAAGGCCAGAUAAGCCAGCGGAUGCCACAGAUAGCUCAGGCGCAGUCACCUCUACCAGGUCAUGUAGGAGGAGGGUUCCCACGGCAACAAGGAUCCAUGUCAAAUUUUAGUCAACACCAGCCGCAACCGCAACAAGGGUCAGCACAUAAUUUCAGUCAGCACCAGCAGCAGCAGCAAGUCGCAGGACCUAAUUUCAGUCGGCACCAGCAGCAGCAAGUGCCAGGUCCUAAUUUUCCUCAGCAACAACAAGCAAUGCGAGGGCCUGGUCCUAAUUUCAUGCAACAUCAGCAGCAAGGGUCAGGUCCUAAUUUCGGUCAACACCAGCAGCCAAUGCGAGGCCCAGGACAGAAUAUUCGCCAACAACAGCAAGAGUCACUAUCAAAUUUAGGUCAACAACAGCAGCAACAAAUAAGAGGACCAUCUCAAAACCUCGGUCAACCACAACAAGGUCCAGGCCCUAAUUUUGGUCAACAGCAACUGCAAAUGCGUGGACCAUCUCCUAAUUUCAAGCAACAGCAGCAGGUACCACGAGGAUCAACUCCCAGUCUUGGUCAACAGCAACAGCGUGGACCAGGUCCCAAUUUCAAUCAACAACAACGAGGACCAGCUCCUUCCCUCAACAAACAACAACAACAACAACACGAGCAACAACAUCAAGGACCAGCUCCCAAUCUCAACCAACAGCAACAAAAACAACCACAACGAGGACCAGGUUCCAAUCUCAACCAACAACAACAAAAACAACCACAACAAGGACCAGCUCCCAAUCUCAACCAACAACAACAAAAACAACCACAACGAGGACCAGGUUCCAAUCUCAACCAACAACAGCAAAAACAACCACAACAAGGACCAGGUUCCAAUCUUCAUCAACAUAAAUCUGAUGAUGUUGUACAGGGUAAAGGGUCUGCUCGCAUAGGUUCGAGUGUGCCUGAAUCGAAACCUGGUGAAAAAGAAAGCACGGCAAUGCAAGGAAAGCAGACUCCUGAAAAGCCCAGUUUACAGAAAGAUAAUCUGGUCCAAGAUCAGAAACAGAACCCUGUCCCAGUUACAGCAGUGAAUUCUCCAAAUAAGACUGUGCCACAACCAAGUAAACAGGAGCAGAAGAAGCUGCCGUCACUAAUGGACAUUACUGUUAACAUAGAUGGACCUCUAUUCACUAAUUUCGAAACAAAAUCAAAUAGUGUUGACAGAAUGAACACACCCAUCACCCAGUCAGUUGCAACUGCGAUUGAAAAUACCACAAAUACUGCUAGUGCAUCAACAGGUGAAAAAAAAGCAGCAGAAGUGUCCACUACUAAAAAUGAUGAGAAAGUUGAGCAGACACCGACUGCCAUCACCACUAAACCAGAAACAAAAGCGCCUGGGCAGUCUGCACCUGCAGGGGAAACUCCGGUUUCGAAGCCAGAUGCACCAAAGCCCAAAGAAGCUGAGGAGAAGAAAGUGGAUUCAAAGAAGGAUACUAGAAGCACAAAAAGUGCAGAGUCGCUCAGCAAGGUAAAACUCGACCGCUUUGGGCGAAGCGUCGACAUGCGGGAUAAGUACUCGGAGGAAGACAAAUUAAAGGAAAGGCAAGAGAGAGACCGUAAUAGAGACGGUGAUCAUGACUCACGAAGAGAUCGCAAUUGGGAUAAUAGUAGAGGUAGGAGAUCAUGGGACCGGGACAGCCAGCGACCGAACUGGGAAAGAGAGAGGGACCGGGACAGCCAGCGACCGAACUGGGAAAGAGAGAGGGGCCGAGGGGACAACUGGAGUAGAGGUCACAGGGGAAGAGGUUAUGGGGCCGGAAGAGGUGAUCAUGGUCAGUGGGGCAGAAGGGAUGCCGAGCAAGAGAGGAAAGUUGAUCCAUGGCUGAAGCACUCAAAUGAACCAUCACCCUCAAGUAAGGGCCAAGAAGAGCAGGGGCAUGAGCAGGACCAAAACGAGAAGAGUAAGAACAUAGAGCAGUUACAGGAGCAGGUGAGUCUGAAGGGUCUCAUAGAGCAGCAGCAAAAGAAGAAGGAAGAAGAGGCAGAUCGGAAGAAGGUAGAAGAAGCAAAGAAUUCUGCUCUUGGCCUGAUAUCAGCUUAUGGCGAUGAGGAUGAAGAGGGAAAGGUUGCACCUAGAUACAAUGUGUCAGAGACUGGAGUGAGGCGUGGUUACGGUUGGAAUAGACCUGCACCAGAUCAAAGACAGAUGGAGUUCAGGAGAGGCUACGAGCACGAAGACCCUUAUUAUCGCGAAAACUAUCAAGAAGAUAGAUUUAGAGGUGAAGAGAGACUGUAUCCUGCGCAGUUCGAUGACUACAAAAGAAGGGAGGAGCCAUAUUACCGGGAAGCUUCUGUGGAACACAGGGACUACGAUCAUCACAUGGGUGGCUACCCCCCUGAACCUUACAGAUAUGGCAGCAAUUCUCCUGUGUCUGAAGACUACCGAAGACCACCAUCUCAUUCCAUGGAAAACGUUCAUGAGUUUGGGUCACCACCAGCCAAAGUGCAGGUGAUAGACUAUGGGCAUAAAAAUCCUGUAGCAGCAGGAGUCCUGGACAGGACUGGAUCUAAUAUGGACAGAAAUGAGCCAUACAGUGCUGCAGAUGCUGGUCCCCCUCCCUCGCCACAGAUAUUGCUAGCACAACAAGAAAGGGAAUUUGGACAGUACCAGGGAGAUCCUUACAGUAUGCCGAAGCGCCGGAGCUUUCCUGAACCAUACAAACGCCCGGCUGACCUUUACAGUCACGAAACUGACCGCUUCAGCCACCCAAGUGAUUCCUACAGUCGCCAAACUGACCCAUAUAGUCACCCAUCAGACCCGCAUAACCCUCAGACGGACCAAUAUCGUGGUUCCACUGAGCCAUACAGUCGUCCUGAUGACCCAUACGACCGCCCUACUGACCCGUACACCCGCUCUACUGACCCCUACAGCCGGCCCUCUGAACCAUACAGUCGAGUUUCUGAUCCCUACAUCAGGGAUUGUCACAACGAAUCGGCCAAGGAUAGCAACAGUAGAGGUGUUUACUCAUAUGAUCGUCUGCCAUCUGGUGACAACUCCAACGACAGAUUCAGUGAACGCAGGUAUGAUGAGCAUGAAGAUCGUCAGAGGGGUGGGUACCCGCAGGAGAGUUCCCAGGAGAGCCAGCUUCCCAGAGUGGAGGUGGUCAUGGUAGAGGAUCUCCUCAUGACGCCUUAUCGUGACACUCGACCUCGAAACAUUGUCAUCAUCCUCAGAGGUCCGCCUGGAGCUGGAAAGAGUUACCUCGCCAAACUAAUCAAGGCGAAAGAGAUUGAGAGUGGCGGUGCUCCACCUAGGAUUAUUGCUCUUGAUGAUUACUUCAUGGUUGAGCAUGAUAAGCACAUUCAGGAUCCAGAGACUGGGCGUAUGGUCAUGCAGAAGAUACUGGAGUAUGAGUAUGAGCAGGAGAUGGAGGAAACAUACCGCAUCAGCUUGAUCAAGUCGGUCAAGAAGACGGUUGACGAUGGUUUCUUCAGCUUCAUCAUUGUUGACGCGUGUAACGAGCUCGUUAGCCACUUUGAGGAAGUGUGGAGCUACGCGAAGCAGCGAGGAUGCCAGGUGUACAUAGCUGAGUUACAAACAGACCUUCACGUCUGCGUGAAACGCAACACGCACAACCGCAAAUUGUCGGAUAUCGAAACGUGCGUGCGAAUGCACCAAGCGGCGCCACGUCACAUGAUUCAACUGGAUGUGCGAUCGCUCCUGCAGGAUGCAGCCAUUACAGAGGUCGAAAUGGAAGACUACAUAGAAGACACGAGUGUGCCGGCCCAAUUUCAGGAGGAUGAUGAUGACGAUGAGGAUUUCAAAAAGGGCUUCAUCCAGAAAUCCCGAUGGGAAACAAUGGACGAGAGCAACCUUGAUCGACUUGACGGGUUGAUAGCCGCACACAAGCACAGGAAGCCAACUCUGGAUGAGUUCCUGCAGCUUCCUGAUGAUUACGAGUGUCGUGAGUCGCAGCCCGGCCAGAAGAGGGUGCGCUGGGCAGAUAUCGAGGAGAGGAAAGCCCAGCAGAGGCAGCGUGACCUUGGCUUCAUCGUCGGGCAGACAGACUGGAGUCGAAUGACAGGUGAUGACUCCCAUGCCAUGAACGCACUGAACCAAACCAAGUACUUCUGAAAGUGUCACACGGAGGCCUAGCCACGCCGUACAUCUGUAGCCUAUCAGUGAAUUUUUCUUGAACGAUAGCAACAGUGUUAUUGUAGUCGGGUCUCAAUUGUAUCGUCAUUGUAACAAUUGUUGUAGAAGCUGUGAAUGUUCGUACACUCUAUAUUUAUCUACUAUCUCUAGAAUAUACGUACUAGCUAGUAAUGUCUGUUCCCAUUGUAUUACAUGAUAUAUUCACAAUUAUCUGGUUGUGGAGGGCGAUAGAGCCAAGGAAAGGGUUUCUGAAAAACACCACACAGUUGUACAAUAAGAUUAGACAUUAACAAUUAAGUAUUACCCUGGCAAAUUAUGAUCACUGGACAAUAGCAAAUGAUUCUGUGCAUAAGAAUACACAGGAAAAGACGCGUCCAUAUGCAAUAAAAAACGAAAGUAAUUAGAGCAAUGAUUUCCUUCAGUUUCUGCAGUUAAUUUGAACUGAGUGAUUUGUUAAUUGUCUUAAAACCAAUUUAUCUUCUAAAGCAUGUUGCAUUUCCAUUUUAAAUGGAAUGCAUACAACAGCUGUACUUAUAGAGCAUGUGACAAUAUUAAUAGUGAAGCUUCCUUUUAUUAUAGAUUAUUGAGGUUUGAUUUAGUAUGAAUUGUGUCACAUGCUUGUGCACUCUUGUAUGGUGAAGUGUGUGUGAAAUUAUGCACAUUUUAUUUCACACCAGUUCAUCAAUGAAAAUGUAUAUUCUAUUUGAUCAUGCUUAUUAGAACCGCAAUUUAAAGUGGAUAAUUCUUGUUUAGCUGUCUUACCUGUGAGCAUUUUUAAUAACAGCUGUUAGCUUGUUUAAUCUUAUAAAAGUAUUGUUAACAAAUGUUAAUGUUUCCCUAUCUGGAAUGGCACAAUUUUAAUGUUGUUACCACACUAGUCCUUGCUCAGGACUAGAAAUUUGUUUAAAAAAACGUUGUGAAAACAGGAUCACAAGUGACUUUCGCAAGGACUUAAAUCAAAACAUUUCGUCACCGAGAACUGUCUGCUUUAAAUAAAAAGAACCAUUGCUUUUGUGAACAGCUUUACACAUAUAGAUAGACCUGGUAGGGAUCCUAUUAUACUUAUAUGUGGUUAGUAAUAUCUGGUUUGCCAAGGCAAAAAAAGUUGUCAAACAUAAGGUAAAAUUCAAGUCUGUGUCAUUGUAUGUAUGUUUACAUGUAUGAAAUAAAAAAUACCAUAUUGGAAUUUCUAUA